AUGGCGAAGAUUAUCAAUCUUAGUGGGAGGGCGCUGUUGUCGCUACCCGUAGACAUCUGUGAUCAGAAAUCACUUCGAUCACUAGACUGUAAACAUAACCAUCUAUCUUCGCUACCAAAUAAAUUCAGACAAUUAACUAAUCUGAAAGGCUUGUUGCUAGGCAGCAACAUUUUCACUGAGAUUCCUCUAAGUGUCACCAAGAUCACUGGACUUGUCAUGAUUGAUAUCAGUUACAAUCGGCUGACGUCACUUCCGGAAUCGUUUUGCGAUCUUGUUCAAUUGGAAUACUUAGAUGCGAGUUACAACCACAUUCGCCAAUUGCCGCCUCAGUUUGGUUUAAAACUGAAGAAACUGAAGAAGCUUCUUUCUGUAUGGAAAUCCUUUAGAGGACCCGCCACUGGAUAUUUGCAACGAUGGUAUCCGAACGAUACGACAGUACCAGAGAAGCAGAAGUUGUUCAGACAACACCGACGACUCAAUCGCAAUAAUAGGACGGCAUAA
This is a messenger RNA of Saccoglossus kowalevskii, 501 nucleotides long. RefSeq lists its product as uncharacterized. Gene Ontology annotation, molecular function: protein binding. Gene Ontology annotation, cellular component: cytoplasm. The record is from RefSeq and is a predicted model, not a curated record. Lineage: Eukaryota; Metazoa; Hemichordata; Enteropneusta; Harrimaniidae.